UGCAGAGACGGCUGCAGAGGGGAGUGGUGGUGGCAGCGCCGUCUCGUGGUGCUUCCUGAGCUGCAUUUAUGGCUCUCAGCUGCUGACUGGCUGACAGACGAGUGAGCGGCUCAGUCUCUGCUCACCGGGGGAGAGAGAGAGAGAGAGAGAGCAACACUCAACGCCAGCAGAUGGUGCGGGAGCAGUAUGUCACCACCACCCAGGGCAGCAGCUCGCCCGGGCCGGUGCCCGACAACGUCUACAAGAUCGGCAUCUACGGCUGGAGGAAGCGCUGCCUCUACCUGUUUGUCCUCCUGCUCAUCAUCAUCCUGGUGGUCAACUUCGCCCUCACCAUCUGGAUCGUCCGGGUGAUGUGGUUCAACACGGGGGGGAUGGGACUCCUACAGGUGAACUCGGAUGGCGUCAAGCUGGACGAGGGCGAGUCGGACUUUCUUUUCCCCGUCUACGCUCAGGAAAUCCACUCCAGAGAAGACGCUUCCCUUCUAGUGCACUCAUCGGAAAAUGUUUCGCUUAACGCCCGCAAUGAAAAUGGUGAUGUCACGGGGAGGAUCUCUGUGGGUCCAACGGAGGCUCAGGGACACACUCGAAAUCUGCUCAUUAACUCCCACAAUGACAACAUGCUGUUCACUGCAGAUGGCGGCCAGACUGUGAUUGGACCGGACAAACUACGAGUCACAGGUCCUGAAGGAGCCCUGUUCCAGCAUUCAGUGGAGGUUCCCCUGCUGAAAUCUGAACCCCUGAAGGACCUAAGGUUGGAGUCUCCUACUCGCUCUCUCACUGUGGAAGCCCCAAAAGGAGUUCAUUUCAAAGCGCUGGCCGGGAACAUCGAAGCCGCUUCCAACAUGGAUAUCGUUCUGCAGUCUACUAUAGGACUGCUGGUGCUGGAUGCCGAGACGGUGCGCAUGCCGAGCUUGCCCCAGAGCGGAGAAGGGGUUUCUGGAAAUGCUCAGGGUCUCUACGAGGUGUGCGCUUGCCCCAGCGGAAAGCUCUUCCUGUCCAAGGCCGGGGUCACCUCCACGUGCGGCGAGGAUCAGGAUUGCUAGAAUGAGCCUGAAGAGGUUUAGGAUUUUCCAUCCCUCAGUAGAUGCAUUGUCUCGGAGGCAAAAAGCACAACUGUUUAUAUUUUAAAAUCUUUAUACCACAGUGGGUCACUGACGUCACAGCUCAGAUCCCACUGACACAUUGAGGCCUGUAAUAAUACAAAUGCCUGCUGGCGUACACGUAGGAGACGUCAUGAAGUGCAGCCUUUUUGAGUUGCAUUUGUGAUCUUCUAAACCAUUCAGCUGAAACGCAUCGUUCCAAAUUUAUCAGCAUCAGAGCUUUGUGAAGAUUCUUUUACACGCACAGUAUCAUGGCUGGGCAAUGAGGAGCUGGUAACAGCUUACAUCCUAUGCAAUAUUAUCUUGUGGUGCAAUAACUAAAUUGACUCGUAUCAAGGGCUUGGAAUAAAACUAAAUAUCUGAAAUCCAGAUAGAAUGUUAUUUUGGUCGAUACGACCCCUCUGGGUCCAAGCCCUCGGUAUGAAUUCUUUUUUAAAUUUUCUUGGUGUUUAGCAUGUUUUUAAUUAAUGGGGUACAAAUGUUACAAAAUGGUAAAUAUCUUGUCAUUGUCGCUUUAAAGAUUGAUAAAAAAAAAGGUAUUAUCUUUUUCACAUAAAACACACAGCACCAGACUUUUUGUUUCAACUCAUUUUUUAAGGGUUGAAAUCUAAAUACUAUUUUUAAGUGUUACUAUUUUGGUAUUAAGUGUGUGUAAUUGUUGUGGGGUUUUUUUAGGUAAUAAAAUGGUGGAUGUUUGGAGUUUGUAUUUUUAUGCCCCGCAGUGAGCUGGUGUGUUUGUUCAGGAACCUCCUUUACAACCAAGAGUCUGACAGAAAGAACAUCACUCUUGACCAUCUGAGCAUGGAAGCAAAAACGACACGUUUCUAAUAGAAUAAACAGUCAUCGGGAGGUUAUGAGUAACGGCAUUAUUUCAGUUUUGGCUUUUGGGUUAAAAAUGCAUUGGUUAGCAUUCAUUCAACUGCAAGACUGCAGGUCAUAUCUCAGUUUUAUCAUUAGUUUUUCUAAGUAGAUAAUUAGCAGUUCUCACACAUCUGGCAUAUUGUAAUGGUAUGUAAUGUAAUGUGUAUUUAUUUUUGUAUGUUGAAUAAACUUUGUGCUAUUCAAUGA
This is a messenger RNA of Gasterosteus aculeatus aculeatus (three-spined stickleback), 2168 nucleotides long. It is a transcript of the gene sgcg, whose product is annotated as sarcoglycan, gamma. The record is from RefSeq and is a predicted model, not a curated record. NCBI's taxonomy places the organism in Eukaryota, Metazoa, Chordata, Actinopteri, Perciformes, Gasterosteidae. Gene Ontology annotation, biological process: cardiac muscle tissue development; heart contraction. Gene Ontology annotation, cellular component: sarcoglycan complex; sarcolemma.